GCAACGGAAGCAGGAACUGGGUAACCACAAACCGGGGCCUGGGCGGGAGCUGUGGAGCCGCCCAGGCGUCCUCACCAGAGCCCCUCGCGGAGCUGCCGCUGCUUCCCCGAGAGCGCUGGGCUGCCCUGCGCCGGGAGGGCAGCCGGGCCCGGUCCUCCCGUCUCCAGGGAGAAAUUCCAUCUUCUGUACAAUCUUCUUGAAGCAAACUCAGGCCAGAAGGAGUUACCCAAUCUUUGGAGACUAAGACUAAACUAAAAUUUAAAAUGUUCUUCCGGGAAGGAUCGAGCUUAAUUUACACUUCUGUAAUCAUUUGUUUCCUAACACUAAGACUGUCCACCAGUCAGAACUGCCCCACCGAGAGCCUAGAGGAUGUGGUCAUUGACAUCCAGUCAUCCCUUUCCAAGGGAAUCAGAGGCAAUGAGCCCAUACAUACAUUAACUCAAGAAGACUGCAUUAAUUCUUGCUGCUCAACAAAAAACAUAUCAGGGGACAAAGCAUGUAACUUGAUGAUCUUCGACACUCGAAAAACAACUAAACUACCCAACUGCUACCUGUUUUUCUGUCCCAAUGAGGAAGCCUGUCCCCUGAAACCAGCAAAGGGACUUAUGAGUUACAGGAUAAUUAGAGAUUCUCCGUCUUUGGCCGGAACUGAUUUGCCCAGCCAAGAGGUAGCCCAGGAAGAGUCCCUCUUCCGUGGCAGGUCUUCGCAGGCCGUCACUCGCACGCCCCCUCCUCCGACAGGUGAUUCGAAGUCCACGGUCUCAUGGGGAGAUGCGUUUUCUCAGAAGUUUGGAUCCUCAGAUCACGUGGAGAAACGACUCCAGAUUGAUCCGGAGAGUCCACACGUGACUGUUUAUGAAGAAAAAGACCCCUCUCAGAAGUCACCGUCUUCCUCAGAACAAACAGUAGCUCAUCUGCUGCCUGAAAACGGGACAGUGUUCCCUACUACGGUGGCCGUUGCUUCUCUGCACACCAUCCCGGCCACUCCAAAGCCUGCAUCUCUCCCUGCCGCCAACACUGCGGUGAUGCCUUCUGUGACUUCUCAGCCUCCAGGGGCCACCUCCGCCCCACCUGUAGCCAUGGUCACUAACAUGACCACAAUCGAGGUUCCAACUUCCAUCUUUAGGGCAUCGACAGACUCGAAAGGCCCACCAGACAUGGUGCCCUUUAGAGACAUUUCCAACCUGACUCUGAACGCAGAAGCUACCAGGCACCCCGCUACAUUUCCUUUGUCCAAUGUGGAUUCUCCUGCUACAAAUACAACAGCUUCCCAAGAAGAUGGAAAGGCCAGUCCCGGAGGCCCCUCUCUGAGCAGCGCUCCAGGAAGCCGGCACGGCCUUGCAUUUGAACAGUGGCUCCUGGUUGGGACUGUGCUCUUCGGGGUCCUGUUUCUCGCCACAGGCCUGGGUCUCUUGGGCAGGACGCUCUUAGAAUCCCUCCGCAGGAAGCAUUACUCGAGGCUUGAUUAUUUGAUCAAUGGCAUCUAUGUUGACAUCUAAGGUGGACACUAGAUGUCUGUCUGUCUCUUUUGUUUUUUUGGCAGGGGCAUACAGGAUCUUAGUUCCCUGACCAGAGAUCAAACCCUUGCCCCCUGCAGUGGAAGCCAGGAGUCUUAACCACUGGACUGCCAGGGGGGCCCCUAGACGUCUCUUGAUUCAUGUAGUGACUAGUACCCCCAACGCAGCUCAUCUGCAAGGCUUUUCAAGUAUUUUUGAAGACAGGCAAAGAUGCCUCCUACUGCUUUCUUUUUGCUUGUUCUUUGAAGAGAAGGGGGAAAGAAACAAACUGGAUGAUUUGCGGGAUCUGUCUCUAAAAUAUUAGCUGAAAACAAAGCUCUACCUAAAGCAAUAAAGAAUAAUUGCCACAUCAAUUGGAAAACGACUGGCUUUUUACAAAGAAAAAGGGUUAGGAGUCCUAGGCUCCAAUUCAUUAAUAUUUCUGGUUCCAGAUAAAGUCGACUGUUUAUGAUAUUAAUUCUAAUGGAUUUACUUUCCUUUUUAUAUGAAUUCCAAUAAAACUUAUUCCAGAUGUAUUUCCUUCCAAUUAAAUAUUUGAAUAAA
Messenger RNA from Hippopotamus amphibius kiboko, 2060 nucleotides. RefSeq names its product MANSC domain containing 1 (gene MANSC1). The transcript is spliced from 4 exons. Lineage: Eukaryota; Metazoa; Chordata; Mammalia; Artiodactyla; Hippopotamidae. The record is from RefSeq and is a predicted model, not a curated record. The coding region runs from base 264 to 1499 and encodes 411 amino acids.